UCACUUGGUGACACACGUCAAGAUGAUGCUCUCAAAAGACUACAUUUUGAUUUUGAUAAGGAAUGAAACUAGGAAUUACUUCAUUAUUCCAAGUUUUCAUAGUAUGCUCCCUUCCCAAACCCACAAUUUUCAGCACGCCCUCUUGCUCAAGCCGUAUUUAUUGCCAAGGAAAACUUUUGCAUGUGGUUCAAUUACUAAAACCAUUCAAGGACUCCAAGCAUUUCGUUGACAUGAUGAUGAAACACGACGAAAAAGUAAUUCACACGAAUUUCAAUAAUCUUGUCAAGAAUACAAAGAAUAUCACGAAAAAUGACGUGAAGGAAUUUAUCAAAAACAACUUUGUGAUGGAAGAUGAAUUGGAAAUAUGGCAUGAGGACGAUUUCAACGAAAAUCCGGAAAUUCUGGACAGGAUAACAGUGCCAAAAUAUAGGAGAUUUGCCAAGGACCUCAUGCCAAUAUGGAUUUUUCUUGGGAGAAGGAUUAGGAGGCAUAUAUUGCAUAAAGAAUUCAACUCUAGAUACAGUAUUAUACCUGUGCCAUAUGGAUUUGUUGUCCCUGGUGGAAGAUUCAGAGAGUUCUACUACUGGGAUUCAUACUGGAUUGUGGUAGGACUUCUAAACAGUGAUAUGGUGAGGACAGUAAAGGGUAUGUUGGAAAAUUUCUUAUGGUUGGUGGACAAUUAUGGUUUUGUCCCGAAUGGUGGUAGAAUUUACUAUUUGAAUAGAUCUCAACCGCCCCUUCUCCUCAUGAUGGUAAACGAGUACUUCAAGGUUACCAAAGAUACCACUUGGUUGAAGAAAAACCUCCCACUCAUGGAGAAAGAGCUGAAAUUUUGGCUGGAAAAAAAAUCUGUCACCUUCCAUGUUAACAAUACAAGAUACACUCUGGCAAGAUACAAUGUAGGCAGUUCAACACCAAGACCUGAAUCAUACAGCGAAGACUACCACACCUGCAGCGGCCUCAAGCAACUCAGUCUCAGAGAAAAAUGUUACAGGGAACUGAAAUCAGGCGCUGAGAGUGGCUGGGACUUCAGCUCACGUUGGAUGACCGGCAGGAGGACUUUGUCGGAUAUGAUGGUCUCUAGCAUAAUCCCAGUGGAUCUCAAUGCUUUCUUGGUUGAGUCUUUCCACAUAAUAAGCGAGUUUUUCGGGAUAGUCGGCGAUGACAACAAAAAAAAACGAUGGGCCAGUGUUCACGAGGCCUGGAGGAAGGACUUGCACCAGCUUUUGUACAAUGAGGAGGACGGAAUCUGGUACGAUUUCAACAAAGCUACCUUGAAACAAAAUAAGAACUUCUACCCAAGCAAUUUCGCACCAUUGUGGGUGAAUAUGUUUCCAGACAGGAAUAUUUCUCAACCCCUCGGCAAAAAAGCGAUCAAAUACCUCAUAAAGCACAAUGUCUUCAUGUACGAUGGUGGUAUACCGACGUCUUUGUACGAAACAGGGGAGCAAUGGGACCUCCCUAAUGCCUGGCCCCCCUUGCAGUCUUUGAUAAUACUUGGACUGCAUAGAUCUGGAGAUGCAACGGCCAAACACUAUGCAAGACGGUUGGCCGAACGUUGGAUAGAUGUUAAUCAAGCACUUUUUGAUAACUCCAUGGUCAUGUACGAAAAAUAUAACUCGGAAUUUCCUGGAGAAGCUGGUAGUGGGGGAGAAUACGAGGUGCAGAGUGGUUUUGGUUGGACCAAUGGCGUUAUUCUAGAGUUGAUUGGGGAGUUUUUCGUUAGGAAAAAGGGGGAAUUGAGGAGCUCAUCCAGAUGUAAUUCAGCUAUUCAAGUCAAUUCUAUAAUUUCAAUAUUAGUUUUCAUCUCCAGAUAUAAGUUGUAAGAAAUAUGUAUCUAUAAUUUUUCUGAAGA
Coccinella septempunctata (seven-spotted ladybird) is the source of this 1855-nucleotide messenger RNA. Its product is annotated as trehalase-like. The transcript has a single exon. Lineage: Eukaryota; Metazoa; Arthropoda; Insecta; Coleoptera; Coccinellidae. The coding region runs from base 63 to 1826 and encodes 587 amino acids. Gene Ontology annotation, molecular function: alpha,alpha-trehalase activity. Gene Ontology annotation, biological process: trehalose catabolic process. The record is from RefSeq and is a predicted model, not a curated record.